AUGGCAGGGACGCACUGGCUUUGCUUAUUAUUUAGCUUUUACAGCCUCUUUUCGCUAUCUUUCGCUGACAGCUGCUGGCGCGACACCUCCUGCUCGGGUCCCACAGAAAGUGCAUUCAACGGGCCCUGGGAGAGAAACAUUUUUGCGCCAGCCUCACGAACAGUACGACCAGCGUCAACACUACUGGAACUGAAGAAAAAUGCUAGCACAGACUCCCUCUAUCCAUACAAAGCAUCCUUACACGGAAAUGGCUCGACAAUAGUAUUUGACUUUGGCGUCGAGGUGGGGGGUAUUGUGCAUCUAAACUAUACCUCUACCGGCAAGGCAAACAUAGGUCUGGCAUUCACGGAAGCAAAAACCUGGAUCGGAAAAUGGUCAGAUUCGUCAAGUGCUCUGUACCAUGAUGGUGCUCUGUAUGCCAACAUUUCCUCCUCUGGGACGGGAAGUUAUGUUAUGCCGGACAAAUAUCUGCGAGGUGGAUUCCGAUACCUGACCGUUUUCCUCAUCACGGAUGACUUGGUGGACGUCCAGAUUGAGGACUUGAGCUUGGAAAUCGCAUUUAAACCCACUUGGUCAAAUCUGAGGGCUUAUCAGGGAUAUUUCCACUCCAGUGACGAGCUUCUGAAUCGCAUCUGGUACAGCGGUGCCUAUACACUACAGACGAACGAAGUGCCUGUUAAUACGGGCCGAGUCACCAAGGGUAUUACCUCAGGAUGGGUCAACAAUGGGACACUCGGACCUGGAGAUACUAUCAUCGUGGACGGUGCCAAGCGGGAUCGUGCGGUUUGGCCUGGUGAUAUGGGCAUUGCUGUUCCUUCGGCGUUCGUGAGCUUGGGUGAUCUAGAAAGUGUCAAGAACGCUUUGCAGAUCAUGUACACGACACAGGACAAUUCCACGGGUGCAUUUGAUGAAUCUGGACCUCCACUCAGUCAAAAGGACUCGGAUACAUACCAUAUGUGGUCUAUGAUCGGCACUUACAACUACGUACUAUACACCAACGAUACUGACUUCCUAUUGAAAAACUGGGGAGGUUAUCUGCAUGCCAUGGACUACAUUUACGGCAAGGUGACUUACCCCAGUGGUCUUCUGAACGUAACCGGCACACGAGACUGGGCUCGAUGGCAGCAAGGCUAUAACAACUCCGAGGCCCAGAUGAUUCUUUAUCAUACACUCAAAACAGGUUCAUCUCUUGCCUCAUGGGCUGGAGACUCGACCAACCUAUCAACUACAUGGAGCUCACAAGCAGCCAAUCUCAAGAAAGCAAUCAACACCUAUUGCUGGGAUGAAUCGUACGGUGCAUUCAAAGACAACGCAACGGAAACCACUCUGCAUCCACAAGAUGCCAACAGCAUGGCAAUAAUGUUUGGAAUUGUCGAUGAUGAGCGUGCAGCCAGUAUCUCCGAGAAACUUCUCAAGAACUGGACGCCGAUCGGAGCCGUGGCCCCUGAGUUACCCGAAAAUAUCGCCUCAUUCAUUUCCUCCUUCGAGAUUCAAAGCCACUUCAUUGCUAACCAGCCACUGCGCGCCCUGGAGCUCAUCCGUCGCAGCUGGGGCUGGUACAUCAAUAAUCCGAAUGGUACCCAGAGCACCGUAAUAGAGGGAUACCUUCAAAACGGCACUUUCGGAUACCGAAUGAACCGCGGGUACGGAUAUGAUCCCUCCUAUGUUUCUCAUGCCCAUGGCUGGUCAGCAGGACCAACCUCUGCAUUGACAGAGUAUGUUGUUGGCUUGUCUGUGGUCUCUCCUCUGGGGCUGGAGUGGAAUAUUGCACCACAAUUUGGGGACUUGGAUUUUGCCUCAGCCGGCUUCGUCACCUCCCUCGGAAAAUUCGAGGCGUCUUGGAAAAAAAGAUCUAAUGGGCAUGGAUAUGUUCUGGAUUUUACGGUGCCGAAGAGUUCGGUGGGAAAAGUCACUUUGCCCUUUAUUGCCGCAUCCAAGAAGCCUUCGAUCACCAUCAACGGUGAUCAAUUGACGAGAGGAGUGACUUAUGUAGACAAUACUGCCACUGUCAAGGUGACUGGUGGCUCUCAUAAAGUGGUUGUUGAAUAG
Messenger RNA from Penicillium salamii, 2049 nucleotides. The record is from the annotation of a GenBank genome assembly. NCBI's taxonomy places the organism in Eukaryota, Fungi, Ascomycota, Eurotiomycetes, Eurotiales, Aspergillaceae.